AUUUCAAUAGAAACUGUCAUUGUCAAACAAUCCGAUCGAACGAAAAUAGAAAUGGGAGGACGUUUGUUUUAAUGUUUCCGCUUAGUUAUUUUCACAUCGCAAGCACAACUACACCGUCCAGUGAUAUGCACUCCACAGAGAGUUCGUUAUAAUGAGAUAAUAUUCCAUGAGCGUGAGACGCGCUUCGCACGGGAGACAGCGGCGGCGGGCCACCGCAGCGGCGCUGCGACAUGACGCGUCCCGGCCCACCCAAUGAAAACUUGCCCACGGUGAAGCUGGUGGUGGUGGGAGACGGUGGCGUGGGCAAGAGCGCCAUUACCAUCCAGUUCUUCCAGAAGCUGUUUGUCACUGACUAUGACCCCACGAUUGAGGAUUCAUACAUACAACACACCGAGGUGGACGGCCAGUGGUGCAUCCUUGAUGUGCUGGACACGGCGGGGCAGGAGGAGUUCUCGGCGAUGCGCGAGCAGUACAUGCGCAAGGGAGACGGCUUCCUGCUCGUGUACAGUGUGACGGACGCGCAGAGCUACCAGAACAUACGACACUUCCACACGCAGAUACUGCGUGUCAAGGACAGGGAGACGUAUCCGAUGUUGCUGUGUGCUAACAAGGUGGACCUGAUCCACCUGCGCGCCGUGUCGGAGGAGCAGGGCCGCGACCUGGCCCGGCAGCUGGCGGCGCCCUACAUCGAGACCAGCGCCAAAGAGCCGCCGCUCAACAUCGACAAGGCCUUCCAUGAGUUGGUGCGCAUCAUCCGACGUCACCCUCAGCAGCAGGAGAAGCAGCGCCGCCGCCGCAAGCUGCGCUCCGCCUGCACGCUGCUGUGAGCACGCACACCCGCAUACACACACACACACACACUUCAUCGAUACAUAAAUGACAGUUGCGUCGUUACUGGUUGGAAUAUGACGAUUGUUCGCUUAUAUUCUUUAUUUAUGUGAAUUGUACGGUGGUAACGAUGUUCCCAGAAACAGUUUUCACACAGUUACACAUCAGUUUCGAUAUCGCUGCUCGUUAAUUUGCACGAUACCAAAGAAGCAGUGAAUAUUGUGGGAAGUUUUAUAAAGUGAUCAUUGCCUAAUAUAACAUGCUCGUUUUGUGCAUAUUUCCGUCUCACGGGCUAUGAACCCGCGGCAUCCCUAUAAUAAGAACUCUGUGGAAGUAACCCUUGCAGUCCUGCAGUCGUCUACGAGACGAGGCGCCACACCGAUACAUAGCAUUUACUUCAGUAGCGUAACCUAAGCCACGUACUGAACAUACCCCGACAGACGUGGCACAUUUAUAUUCUAGUGAUUAUUUGUGGAGUUCCAAAUAGCAUUCCGAAAGGUAGCUAAUCGAUUAACCGUCGAAGUAUCGAUUAACCCCCGCGCGAAUCGUGACUAAUUCGAUACCAUUUCAUCUCAAUUCGAUUCAAUUAAAGAGGUUAAAGAAUUGGCUUUAAAUGGGCAAGAAUGGAAUACUACCUACAAGAGCAUAUAUUGUUUUCGAACUAUUAUUUGUGAACCCAGACCAAAGUGAACGCAUUUGGUAGUUUUUUAAGUGUUGGUAAGCUUUGGCGAUAUAUGACAUGUUUGACCAAAUUUUUGGAGUGUAAACUGCAGUCAUGUUAAAUGCUCCAAGUAAUGUUGAUUUAUAUUCGGCGGAGAUAGGACCAAGAACCAAGUCUAAAAUGACUAGAAAGAUAUACCCCCUCCCACCCUCUAGUAGUUUUCCAUUUACGAAAUUCGAUCGUUAAUUGUAGGUAACGUAUUUGUGAAUGCCGUUCGAAACGCAUCAAAUAAGUCAUAAAAGUAAUAUGUGCAGCUAAUUUGAUUAUUUGUUUAAGCCCCUAUUCAGUCAUCCAGACUCGAAUAAUGCCUGCUUGUUCCGCGUAGUAACAUAUAAUACGACUGUAACAAUAACUGAACGUACACAAACAAGGCUGAGAGCAUUAAUUAUAUUAAUGUUUGUUUCCGAAACCCUCAACUAGCUGUAACCUGUAGCCAUCGAACAAUGUAUAUCUGUACAGAGUUACGCUGUACUAUACGACGAACAAAUUGUCAACAUUUUGAAUAUUCUCUCAGCUGUAUAAGCGUCGAGUAACGUGUCGACAAGGAAUUGAAAUUUGUAUAUGUGUACCAAUAAAUAAUUAUAGUGUUAGUGUACAUUACGCUAUAGCAUAUUGAAUGUAUUGGAUGAAGUUUUUCAAAUGAGAUUUUUAUUAUAGAAUGUUGUUGGACUAGUGUGUACCCUAAACGUAACAAUAAUGACUAGUAACGGACAACCCCAUGUGUACGUACAAUGAAUUUUUGUCUAGCUUUAACUUAGUGCGAGCUGCCGGGAGUGGCAUGCGCACUGACAUACUUUAUACUUGUAAAAGAAACCAAAGUCUCACCAAAAGGACCCCAUUUACCGUCUAGGUAAAGGCCCUAAUAUAACAAUAUUAUAUUAAAAUUUUAUAAGCAUUGUUACAUGAAAUAUAUGACACGGAAGCUGCCAAAGCUACAGUAUAUUUUAUUAUUAGUAAAUUCUAUGUUAAAUUAUGUUAAUAUUAUAAAAUACCUAUUUAUCUUUUAGUACCUACCUGUACGGUCAAGAGCAUACACUUUAGUACCAUGUCACAUUAACUUUUUUGACAAAUUGAACUGUAAGUCUCACUAAUUGUCAAAUAUGUUAGUGCGAGAGGGUUCUAAAGAAGGUAUAUGAUAAUACAUAUAAUCAUGUGUAAUACAUGUAAAUAUAUUUUGAAGUUGUGGUAUAUAAGGCGUUGUAGAAGUGUUCAUUACAGUGGUUAGUAAGUGUAGCAGUUUGAUUUUGACAAAACUUCGCACAUUAAAAAGGAACUUCUGGCUUUUUUAAAUUAACUAGUUGUCGUCAUUACGCUCAAUAUUAGGUGUAUAAAGUUAAACUGCUACACUUAUCUAACGGUUUAUCUCGCCAAAUAAUUAUCUCAUUGAUAAAAAAACAGAUAUUUUCCGUAUCUUAUAUUCCAAUUAGUUCUAAAAGCUCUGUUAAAAGAAUUACUAGGUUUUUUGUCCGAUUAGUUCUGUCGAUCAGUAGUUCUGAUCUCCAUACAAAAAUUGUGGCGAUAAAAUUGUUCGUAAGAACCGGUAGCAAUGGACCGCGACCGGGUAGCGUCCCUAGAAUAUGUAGCUGUAAGAGCAUAAAUAAAUAUUAUUGUUAAUCUAUGUUUUAUAUGUUGUAGCAUACAAUAAAUGUAGACAUGUAA
This is a messenger RNA of Pectinophora gossypiella (pink bollworm), 3208 nucleotides long. Its product is annotated as ras-related protein M-Ras-like. Bases 231 to 827 code for a protein of 198 amino acids. Gene Ontology annotation, molecular function: GDP binding; GTPase activity; GTP binding. Lineage: Eukaryota; Metazoa; Arthropoda; Insecta; Lepidoptera; Gelechiidae. The record is from RefSeq and is a predicted model, not a curated record. Gene Ontology annotation, biological process: signal transduction. The transcript is spliced from 6 exons. Gene Ontology annotation, cellular component: plasma membrane.